GCCUUCACUGCAGGGCAGGAUGGGUGCUGCAGCAGUGCCAGCAGUGUCUGCCUGCAUGCUGCUGGCCCUGGCCCUUCUGCCCAUAGCUGGUGGCCAGACCAGCCCUCCUUCCGGCUGUGGCAAAGACCUCUCCUCCCUCUACUACAACCUCUGUGACCUCACGGCAGCCUGGGGCAUCGUGGUGGAGGCUGUGGCCAGCCUUGGCGUGGUCACCACCUUUGUGCUUACCAUUGUCCUGGUGGCCAGCCUGCCCUUCAUGCAGGAAUCUCAGAAGAAGAGCCUGGUGGCCACACAGGUCUUCUUUCUUCUGGGCACCUUUGGGCUCUUCUGCCUGACGUUUGCCUUUAUCGUGGGGCCGGAUUUCUCCACCUGCACCUCCCGCCGCUUCCUCUUUGGCGUCCUCUUCGCUAUCUGCUUCUCCUGCCUGCUGGCACAUGCCGUGGCCCUCAACUUCUUGGCACGGAGGAACCGGGGCCCGCGCGGCUGGGUGACUCUGGCAGUGGCUUUGCUCCUCACCUUGGUGGAGAUCAUCAUCAAUGCCGAGUGGCUCAUUAUCACGGUGGUGCGGCAGGAGGGCUCCCCGGACCCUUGCCGGCUGGCAGAUGCCGACUUUGUCAUGGCACUCAUCUAUGUCAUGUUCCUGCUGGUGGCUGCCUUCGUCACUGCCUGGCCGGCUCUCUGCGGGCGCUACGGCCGCUGGCGCAAGCACGGCGCCUUCAUCCUGGCCACCACCGGCUGCUCCGUGGCCAUCUGGGUGGCGUGGACAGCCAUGUACCUCUACGGGAACCAGCGCACAGGCAAGAAGCCCGGCUGGGAUGACCCCACGCUGGCUAUUGCCCUGGUGUCCAAUGCUUGUGCCUUCCUCCUCCUCUACGUCAUCCCUGAGGUGACGCACGUGACACGGCGGAGUCCCGAGCAGGCCUUCGAGGACGACAUCUACCCCACACGUGGGGUGGGCUACGAGACCAUUCUCAAGGAGCAGAAGUCACAGAGCAUGUUUGUGGAGAACAAAGCCUUCUCCAUGGACGAGCCCUCCUUCGCCAAGAAGCCUGUGUCCCCAUACAGCGGCUACAAUGGGCAGCUGCUGACCAGUGUCUACCAGCCCACUGAGAUGGCACUGAUGCACAAGGGGCCGGACCACACGGGGCUGGGGAUGUUCUCGGUGCCGCUACACCCCCCUGUGUCUGCCCCGCAGACCGAAGGUCCCUACGAUGUGAUCCUGCCCCGCGCCUCCACCUCCAGCCCAGCUGCUGGCAGUGCCAGCUCCACACUGCGAGCCGAGGACGCCUUUGCAGUGCAGGCCCGGCAUGCUGGUGCCCAGAGGGAUGGCAGGAACUGCCAGGUGCAGUCCCCGUAUGGCAGGAAUCGGUGGUGA
Dryobates pubescens (Downy woodpecker) is the source of this 1375-nucleotide messenger RNA. It is a transcript of the gene GPRC5C, whose product is annotated as G protein-coupled receptor class C group 5 member C. Gene Ontology annotation, molecular function: G protein-coupled receptor activity; protein kinase activator activity. NCBI's taxonomy places the organism in Eukaryota, Metazoa, Chordata, Aves, Piciformes, Picidae. Gene Ontology annotation, biological process: G protein-coupled receptor signaling pathway. The transcript has 4 exons. The record is from RefSeq and is a predicted model, not a curated record. Gene Ontology annotation, cellular component: signaling receptor complex; extracellular exosome; intracellular membrane-bounded organelle. The coding region runs from base 20 to 1375 and encodes 451 amino acids.